Messenger RNA from Heterotrigona itama, 910 nucleotides. The record is from the annotation of a GenBank genome assembly. Lineage: Eukaryota; Metazoa; Arthropoda; Insecta; Hymenoptera; Apidae.
AAACGGUGACGAUGCUCGCGAGACAGUCGGAGAACAAAACCUUAACCCUGUUCGAUCAAGUGUACCGGGCGAUGGCGGUGUUGAGCAGACCCUCGAUAAAGGCGCUGUACCAGGCGAUGGUUGAUUACGUGUCGGCGAGCAACACGCCGGACACGUUGCAGCAGCCUCUCACACGCGACAUGCUUCAGGAACGGUUCAUCGAGUUCUUCACCAAACUGUUCCCGAUCGCGUAUCACAAAGCGGUGAAUCCCCACCAGUACGAGCAAGAUUUCACGGAGAAGUUCAAGACCUGCCUGUACGAGACGAUGGACGAGAUACAGCCGUUCGGCGACAUACCGAAACAGGUAGCGAAAUCGGUGAGCAAGAGCUUGGAGGCGACGCGGGUGCUGGUCCAGGCAUUGACACUCGGCAAAACGGUGCUGGAUAGGACGGACAGCGUGCUGUUUUCCGGUACUAGCCCUCAGCAGGAAGCCUGCUACGGUGCGCUGCUCAGGAUGACCUAUUGUCCCAGGUGCCAGAGCAUCGGUCCCUCUGUCAGGCCCUGCAGCGGAUUUUGCACUAACGUCAUGAGAGGUUGCCUGACAGAGCCAGCAUCCGAACUGGACCUCGCAUGGUCUGGUUACGUGGAAACGGUGGAGAGGCUCGUUGUGGCGGUCGACGGUCGUAUGGAUCCGUUGCGCUUGAAUGCCGAGAGGGCUGUCAGACAAUUGGACACCCGCAUUUCGGACGCCAUUAUGCACGCGAUGGAGAACGGGCCGGCGCUCGAGGAGAAGUCAGUGGAUCGAUCAGUUUAAUCGGAACGCGUGUUUUGGUUUUGGAGCGUUUCAAUGGAAUCGAGAAAUAUGCCCCGUGGAUCAUUGCCUCUGAUUCGAAGUGUCAGCCGAUUAUUGACAAUCAAGUAGAAGAAAGA